Molecule: messenger RNA, 714 nt
Organism: Trichomonas vaginalis G3
Lineage: Eukaryota; Parabasalia; Trichomonadida; Trichomonadidae
Exons: 1
Source: RefSeq, a predicted model, not a curated record
AUGAACAAAAACGGAACAGCUAAAAUGAAUGAUAAUCAAAUUAGAGCAGAAGGUAGAAGGUUAUUUAAACGCUUCUAUAACAUUCCUGAUGGUGUUAAUCCUAAAACUCGUAGAAGCUAUUUAAAUGAAGCAAUAGAUGCAUAUGAAGGGUUUGACAUUUCAUCAGAAAGUGAGAGAUUAGCGAGAAUGUUAAAUGUUAAUAUUGAUUUCUAUUAUUGUGAUCCUCAACCAGAAGACGUGGACAUAAAUAAGGUAGACUUUCCAUUAGUGGAAUCAAUAAUGAUAGAUCCAGAAUUUGAAACAGUAAAUAUUUUAUUAACACAGAGUCCAUGUGGAAAACUUCACGCUGACAGAAUAACAGACGUAGAAGCACUCACCGGCUAUAAAGUUUGUCCAUAUUGUAAAGAAGAAGUUUAUUCUAUCCGCGAUGAUCCAAAAAGGAAAAACCAAAGAAGAUUUUUAAAGCAUUGUGAGAAAUGUAAAGAAAAUAAUGGAAGAUUAAUUCAAGACGUUCAAUUGCAAAAGAUACAGCAACCAUAUGCACCACAUAUUACGAAACAGAAGAUAUAUCAGUGGUUAUUAGCUCACAAUUUGCAGGAAUAUUAUCAACCAACAAGAUAUUAUAUUACUUUUGACUUUGAAACAUUAGAGACUAAAGAAGAAUUACAACUUUCUGAGUGUGCAACUUUGAACGCUUACUUAAAACCAUUCAUG